This is a messenger RNA of Ustilaginoidea virens, 1674 nucleotides long. RefSeq lists its product as uncharacterized. The record is from RefSeq and is a predicted model, not a curated record. The coding region runs from base 1 to 1674 and encodes 557 amino acids. Lineage: Eukaryota; Fungi; Ascomycota; Sordariomycetes; Hypocreales; Clavicipitaceae. Gene Ontology annotation, biological process: proteolysis. Gene Ontology annotation, molecular function: zinc ion binding; metallocarboxypeptidase activity. The transcript has a single exon.
AUGAAGUCUAAGUCUGCACUGGCCGGGCUCGUGACCUCUGGCAUAUUGCUCCUCCUCCAAAGCUCGCCCGUCUGCCAGGCAGCGGUCCUCAAUCCUCCUCAUCAAUCCGCAUCGUCAAGUGGCAACCCAUCCAACAUCUCCCGGUUCCCAAUGCUGACGCGGAUUUGCGACGGCGCCCUCGAGUUCUUCUGGGGCCGUCGCCGAUUGAGAGAAGGAUCGAAUCAGUCACCGACUUAUACUGCGUCGCGAGCCACGUACGCCAACCAAGUCGUGCUGAGAUUCAACAUCACAGACGACGGCCAAGAAGCCGUUCUUGCGGCAGCCGCGUCAAGGCUAUUCCUGGACGUGUGGGCGCUUACAACCGACUUUGUCGACAUUCGCCUGCACCGCGAGGAAGUGCCUUCACUGAUGGGUCUACUUCCGUCUUCACUCCAGGCCGCUUCGACUACCCUAAUCUCGGACCUUGCAUCCGCCGUUUACAACUCUGUGCCGCACCACGAUCGGGGGGCAACUGCCGAAGCCGAUGAUUUGUCAUUGCCCCGCUCGUUGCUGGCUGCUGACAGCGACAACAUCUUCUUCCAGGAUUACCAACCGUUGCCGGUGAUUGUUCGCUGGAUGCGGCUUCUUGAAGCCAUGUUCCCUUCGUUUGUCGAGUACAUCUCCAUAGGAAAAUCGUUCGAGGGAAGGGAUAUAUCCGCCUUGCGUCUCAGGGUGUCCCCCGUUUCUGUUGACUCGGGCCCGCGAAAGACGAUAGUGGUCACUGGUGGCCUGCAUGCCAGAGAGUGGAUAUCCACAAGCACCGUAAAUUACUUGGCGUGGUCCUUCAUCAUGUCGUUUGGAAAUGAACGCAUGAUCACAAACUUACUCCACGAGUUCGACAUGGUCUUUGUACCAGUAGUCAACCCUGACGGCAUGGAGUACUCAUGGCGGGUAGACCGGCUGUGGCGAAAAUCGCGGCAACAGACCAGUUUGCGUUACUGCCCAGGCUUCGACUUGGAUCAUACGUUUGGAUACGGGCGGGAUGGGCCACAGUCUCAGGCGCAGGCCGAUCCUUGUUCAGAGAGCUAUGGAGGAGAGGAACCUUUUCAAGCCGUGGAAGCAAGGGAGCUGGCGGCAUGGGCUCGUAACGAAACCCUGAACAAGAUCAAGUUCGUCGGGCUCCUGGACCUUCAUUCAUAUUCUCAGCAAAUUCUUUUCCCGUUCACCUUCUCCUGUCAGGAGAGACCCCCAAACCUGGAAAGUCUAGAGGAGCUGGCCGCAGGCAUUGCCAAGGCCAUCCGCAUAGCAAACGGGGAGUCGUACUCGGUUUCGUCUGCCUGUGAAGUCGCCACGACCGCAACUGAAGGCCGCGUGGCUGGUCAUCAGUCUGCAUUUCGCAUCGAGUCAGGCGGAGGCUCUGCUAUCGACUGGUUUUACCAUGAACUGAACGCCCACUUCAGCUACCAGCUCAAACUCCGCGAUACAGGUAGCUACGGCUUCCUUCUGCCCAAGGAAUACAUUGUCCCCACCGGCGAAGAGGUAUUUAGCGCCUUGAAAUCCUACGGUGACUAUCUUCUCGGCAAUAACGGAAUCGAAAGGUUACUGGAUGAUGAGGAAUCCGAUUUCCAGAUCAAUGCGACUUCGAGCGAUGCCACCUUGACAACGAAUCAAGAACUUAGACGACGAAGGUUGUGA